Molecule: messenger RNA, 3087 nt
Organism: Symbiodinium sp. CCMP2592
Lineage: Eukaryota; Dinophyceae; Suessiales; Symbiodiniaceae
Source: the annotation of a GenBank genome assembly
AUGGGGUCUGGAGUGCCUUUGCCUGGUACAAUGCGGCCUGGAGUGCCUUUGCCUGGUACAAUGCGGCCUGGAGUGCCUUUGCCUGGUGCAAUGGGCCCUGGAGCGGCCAACCUUGGAAUGCCUUUCUUGCCUGGUACAAUGGGCCCUGGAGCGGCCGGGCUUGGACGGCCGGGUUUGGAGUGCCUUUGGUGCCUGGUACAAUGGGCCCUGGAGCGGCCGGGCUUGGAGUGCCCUUUCCUGGUUUUCCGCCAAUGCCAGCAGCACCUGCUUUUCCGCCAGUGCCAGCACCUGCAUUUCCGCCAGCAGCACCUGUUUUUCCGCCUUUGGUGCCGCCGCCUAUCCAGUUGCCUCCUGGGUUUGUCUGGCGGGCAGUGGCAACUGGAGAUGGAAGCCGCUAACAGGACGGAUGCUGGUGACACCACGGAGCCGGAGGAUGGCAGCGAGACAAAGACCAUCAUCCCUACGAGUCCUGUCAAGAAGAAACCAUCUUUUGUUUUGCUGGACCACUCGCCGGUGUCGCCAGCAGAUCUGGAUGGUGCAGGGGCGGCACCGAGCAGCCCGAGGCCCAGGGUGGUGAAAGAGGAGGAGGAGGAUCUGCAAAGGCCUCCGUCUGUGGAGGUGGAGGCCAUCAGCAGAAGAAGACUUUCCGAGAAGACUGAUCCAGCCAUGGCUGUUAAGGGUAGUGGUUCCCUGAAGAGAAAGGGAGCUCAGCUUGACCUCGACGGCGAACCGUUGACGGAAGCAGAGGCCGCCCCAGAACAGGAGCAGGAGGCACAGGAGAAGGAGGAGCAGAAGAGCCCCAAGCCAAAGAGCCCAGCCAAGCCCAAGAGCAAGAGCAAGCCGAGCAAGCCGCAGACCUCCCCCAAAGCAAAGGCGAAGGGAAAGGCCAAAGCAAAAGCAAAAGGCGAGAGCAAGCCCCCAGCAAAAACACCCAAGGCCAAGAGCACAGCCAAAGCUACCCCCCAGCCGAAGGCCAAGAAAACUAAGCCGGGGAAGCAGCUCAAGGAGGGGGACAACAACAACAAGAACGUGACCAGACAGGAAAGCUUCGCUGACAAGGCUUUGCAGUGGAAGCUUGCAGCCGAGGACAAAGCCGAGGCCCAGGAGAAGCCUAAGGAGGAGCCCGAGGCAGAGGAGCAGGACGGCGACGAGGAGGACAACCAGGGCGGCGAAAAGAGGGACCUCGCCAAGGCCAGGAAAUUCAAGAGAAUGUCCGAUGCCGGUGCAAUCCCGGAACACAUUCAGGAGGUUCUGAGCAAAGCGAAGACCCGUGCUGCCAAGACGGAGCUGAUCAACGAGCUGUUCGACAAGAACGACAAAGGCAAGCUGAUCAUGAAAUCGGACAAGCCCGUGUUCGAGACCACGAAGCAGGCCAAGCAUCAGAAGUUUGGUCGAGAUGAAACCAUGGGGGCACCAAAGGAUGUGGUUUUGCACCGGGACUACCAUGGCGAUGAAAAGGCUUUGGAUGCUUCCAUUGCAAGGGGCACGGUGAUGGUGUGGCUGCAGGAUGGGGUAGAGUUCGCGGGCUAUCGGCAAACCGUUGCCGGGAUUGGCAAGACGGUGGAGGACAAGCACCAAGCGAAGAGUGGUGCCAAGGAGAUCACCGACGAGACCUUUCAGGCCCUCGACAAGGCCUUCCGAGCCAUGACCUUUUCGUUUGAUCAAGAUGACCAGCCCCGCCAGGCUAUCGCAGCAGAGGCAGCAAGCUCGAAGGAGCCCCCCGUCCUCAAGCAGUUCACGGAGUCCCAGCAAGCUUUGCUGGAGGAGGCCAAAGGAGCGAUGGAGCGGCUUCAUAGUGCUGCUAUGAGGAUGAUUUCAAAAUGCUCGCAAGCGAAGGACAAGGAGAGCUUCAAGCCGCACAUGCUUGCUAUGAAAUCAUGGAUGGACAGGGACGACCACCUGUUGCUAUGGAAAGAGUUCCCAGACUCAGAGCGGCCCCUCACCGCUGCAACCUUCAAGGACUACAUGUGUGAGCAUUCCGAAACGGCGGUUUCCUUGAACGAGGAGCGCGAGAAAUUCAAAGCCCUUUUGAAAGCAAGGUCCUUCGAUGCCGAGCAUACCCUGCCUUUACAGCUACACGGGGACGGCACCCCUGUGGUGGGGAUAGGGAAAAUCUGGAGCAGGCAGCUGACCUCCUACACGUGGAACAGCCUGCUGGCGGUAUCCCGCCGGUACCGUGGAAGCCCGUCGAGCCGGGACGCCGCUGGCGAAUGGUGCAGAGGCGACAAUUCCGAUUCGAGCUGGCAUGAUUGCCGAACAAGUGCUCGGUGGCUCACGUUGGGAUGGACAAGGGAAUCAUGGUUGGCAUACCCGGAGCGAUCAUCGAGUGCCAUCUUCUCCAAUGCCACUGGUCUCACCCCAUUGAACGUGCACUACGAUUACAUGCACUGCAAGUAUUUGGGGGCAGACCAGAUCAGCUUCGGGUCGGUCCUUGAUUUGUUGGUGAGUCACCUCAUGGCAGACUCACCACUAACAAAUCUGGGACAAUGCUGGGACAAAAUCGUUACCUCGUACAAGAGACUGGGAAUCUCCGAGAGGUAUAGAGGCUUCCGCAAGCUGACAAUGUUCCAGAGGAAAAAAAAAUGCCCCAAGCUGAAAGGCAGGGCGGGCCAGAUUGCUGCUUUUGGCGAGCCCCUGUUGGAACUUUGGGAGGAGCACAUGCAUCCUGAUCUUGCUGUGCACUGCAAGAUCAGGACGUACUUGCGACUGAACAUCGCCAUGGAGAAGAUCAUGAAGGAGUGCCGAGCCGAGACUGCUUUCCCGGAGCCCCAGGCGACCAACUUCAUCGAAUAUGCCUUCGCUAUGUGCAAUCUUCAUAUGGAGUUGGGGGCACACUUCGAGGCCGAAGGCCUCAAGCUUUUCAGCCCUUUACCCAAGCUGCAUCUGCUUUUGCACACGGUUUUGCUUUGCCGCCACAUCAACCCGAGACUCACUUGGUGCUACAAAGGCGAGGACCUUCAAAAGGUCAGCAGGAGUUUGGCCGCCAGCUGUGCCCGAGGACUCAGAGGACCGGCGGUGACGGUGAAAAUGGUGAGCAAGCUCAGGGCGGCUUGGAACCUGAGGCUGAGCAAAGUCUCUGCAGACUGA